AGCUUUUUUUUGGCCGCAAGCGCGUGCCCGAGUCAAACUCAGCAAAAUGCUUAUAAUUAGGUACAGCAUCUGCAUCGAUCAGCCGCGCGCCCCACUGAAUGCUUCAUGGAAAACAUCAACUACAAAAUUAUGACUGUAAUUUGAAUGGUUCGUAUCUGGGUUUAAAAAAAGAAUAACAUGCAUGACUUCAGUAAAUUGGGGGAAAUGGGGUGAAAACAAACGCCACGUUCUGCUGCGCGACUACAUCUCCCAGCAUGCACUGCCUUUCUGUGACGCGUUUAAACAGCGCCGCGGUGAAUUCGGUCCGCAUGAGAACUAAACACCUACAUUAAAAAAAUCCACUGUCCGUUCUGAACGACGGACGUUUGGUCUUCGGACGGUCCGUUCUCCGUUUCCCGGGGAGGGUUUCUCUUCUGAGAAAGCGGAGCUGUGUUAUUUUUUGACCCGGAGAAACCCCGACAAAGUGCGAGGGACUCUGUCGUGCUCACAGAGACGCCAGUGGCUGAAACAAGCGAAGACGUAAGCAAAAAAUAUUCUUAAAAGAAGAACGUGCAAGACCGACGGCAUGAACACUCGGGGAGGUGACGGAUGUCCUCGGAAAAAGGCCGAUGCUGCGCAGGACCGUGAUGCCGGUGAUAAACCGCCCACGCCUGUUAUUGCUGCUUUCAAAGUUUUCCAGCAGGAGCUUGACACCAAACAUGACAAAUAUGAGCGCCUGGUCAAGAUCUCUCGAGACGUUACCAUUGAGAGCAAGAGGACCAUUUUUCUUCUGCACAGAGUGACCAGUGUACCAAAUGCAGAGGAAAUUCUGAAUGAAGCGGAGGUAAAACUGGAUGGAGUCAGGCAGAAAAUUGGCCAAAUUGCUGAAGAGUUGAGGGGAGAAGACAUCUAUCAGUUUCACAGAGCCUUCACUCCAGGGAUCCAGGAGUAUGUGGAGGCCGUCUCUUUCCUGCACUACAUCCGCCAUCGCAGCCUCAUCAGCCUGGAGGAGAUCAAUGCCAGUCUGGUAUUCAUGAGAACAGAAGAGGAUGCAGCUGAAACGCUGCUGCCAGGAACUCAUGUCCUGACCUUCCAGGUGACGCCCUCGGACUACCUGCUCGGCGUGGCCGACCUGACAGGAGAGCUGAUGCGUAUGUGCAUCAGCAGCGUAGGCAACGGCGACAUUGACACGCCCUUCCAGCUGAGCCAGUUCCUGCGGCAGAUCCACGACGGUUUCUCCUACAUCGGGAACACAGGCCCGUACGAGGUGUCGAAGAAGCUGCACACGCUGCGACAGAGCUUGGCCAAAGUGGAGGAUGCUUGCUACGCACUGCGUGUCCGUGGCUCCGAGAUCCCCAAACACAUGUUGGCUGACGUCUUCUCCAGUAGGACCACGCUCAUCGACCCCGAGGAAGGAGUGGUUUAAUCCUCCAUGGCCUCCUCGUCUCCUUUAGCUUUGCUCCAGUUCCAUUCUUUGUAUGUUUUUUAAUGGGAUUUGACAGAUAUUUAGUGUUAUGUUUUGUGACAUGUCUGUUCAUUUUGAUUGUCAUUACAAUAAAAAAACAGGAUUACAAUAUACAAUUUUAUUUUCAUUGAUAAAGAUCGGAUUUCUUCAGUUGUUUUGCGUGAAUAAAAGCUCUUUGCCAUGAA
This is a messenger RNA of Scophthalmus maximus (turbot), 1629 nucleotides long. It is a transcript of the gene tsnax, whose product is annotated as translin-associated factor X. Gene Ontology annotation, cellular component: nucleus; cytoplasm. The record is from RefSeq and is a predicted model, not a curated record. Gene Ontology annotation, molecular function: sequence-specific DNA binding; RNA binding; RNA endonuclease activity. Lineage: Eukaryota; Metazoa; Chordata; Actinopteri; Pleuronectiformes; Scophthalmidae. The transcript has 6 exons. The coding region runs from base 566 to 1405 and encodes 279 amino acids.